AUGUCAUCUGAUUCUUCUUCGUCGGGGGAUUUAAAUUAUCCUACUUCUUCCGACGAAUCCACGGGUAGUUCUUUGCAAUUUUUGCUUAAAGCACAUAAGUAUCUUCAAGACACCGCAAGCUCUAGUGAAUUCCGACCCCGUCAAAGUAUAGAUCGCCGGCGUGAUAUUGGUCUUCAAACUCUAAUGAAUGAUUGGUUUGUUGAAGAACCAAAGUAUGACGACGCUUAUUUUCGUCGCAAGUUUCGUAUGGAUAAAAGUAUGUUUUUAUCCAUAGUAGACAACAUUGAAGCAAACUUCCCAUAUUUUCAAGAAGGAUACGACGCUCGAGGCAAGAGAAGUUUCUUGGCUUUACAAAAGAUCACGUCGGCGGUAAGACAACUUACAACAGGCAACGCACCCGAUGAGUAUGACGAGUACUUAUGCAUGUCCGCAGGAACUUCACGUGAAACUCUUGAUCAUUUUUGUGAUGCCAUCAUUAAGCUGUAUGGCCGAGAGUACCUACGUAGGCCGACUCAACACAAUGUUGCACGCAUAUUCGAGGCCCAUGAGGCUAAGCACCACAUUCCCGGCAUGCUUGGUAGCAUCGAUUGUACCCACAUCGAAUGGAGGAAUUGUCCUAGAAGGUUGAGAGGGCAAUAUACGAGAGGUGACUAUGGUGUGCCUACUAUUAUGAUUGAGAUUACGGCGUCACAGGAUUUGUGGAUUUGGCAUGCCUUUUUUGGAGCGCCGGGGUCGAACAAUGAUCUCAAUGUGUUGAAUCAAUCCGAUUUGUAUCUUCAAGAGAUACUAGGAACGGCUCCAAAUAGUUCAUUUUCUGUGAAUGGACGGGAUUACAAACGCGGCUACCAUCUUACCGAUGGAAUCUACAACAAGUGGGCAACCUUAGUUAAAGCGUACCCGUAUCCUACCGACCCAAAGGAAAAGAAAUUCAAGAGGUUACAAGAGGCAGCAAGAAAAGAUGUGAAGCGCGCAUUCGGUGUGCUCAAAGAAAAAUGGAAGAUUCUCAUUCGACCUCUCCGGCCUAUGACCAAACACAAAAUUGGUCAAUAUGUUUAUGCGCUAUGUAUUUUGCAUAACAUGAUCAUAAAGCGCGAUGGUAGGGCGAUAUCACCGGUUCAUAUCAUGGAUCCGCCGGUGGAAGCAGUUUAUAACGGUGAUGUAUACGAUGAGAUACAAGAUGAGGAUGUCCAUCACCGUCUUCGAUUCGACCUCACGGAGCAUGUCGUGGCUCAAAAUUUGCCAUAUCUUAAUGAGUAG
Molecule: messenger RNA, 1257 nt
Organism: Erigeron canadensis
Lineage: Eukaryota; Viridiplantae; Streptophyta; Magnoliopsida; Asterales; Asteraceae
Product: protein ALP1-like
Exons: 1
Coding region: 1-1257 (418 amino acids)
Source: RefSeq, a predicted model, not a curated record